UUACCCAAACUAACCAAAAUGGCCUCAAAAUCCCCAUCCCAUCCCACACUAUUCCUCCUCCUCCUCCUCCUCCUCCUAACCCUCAACCCCACACUAGCCAAGAACCACCACCACCCCCACUCCCCGGCCGCCGGCGGCCGUCGCGCCCCGAAAAACGCGACGGCCGCCCGGCUCCGCCAGGCCUACGACGCGCUCCAGUCCUGGAAGCGCGUCAUCUACUCGGACCCGCGCCAGCUGACCUCCAGCUGGCGCGGGCCCGACGUCUGCGCCUACACGGGCGUCUUCUGCGCCCCCCACCCCAACGACACCUCCAUCACCGCCACCGUCGCCGGCAUCGACCUCAACCACGGCGACCUCGCCGGAUUCCUCCCGGAGUCCCUCGGCCUCCUCCCCGACCUCGCCCUCCUCCACCUCAACUCCAACCGCUUCUGCGGCGUCCUCCCCUCCUCCCUCGCCAACCUCUCCCUCCUCUUCGAGCUCGACCUCAGCAACAACCGCUUCGUCGGCCCCUUCCCCGCCGUCGUCCUCGCCCUCCCCUCCCUCCGCUACCUAGACCUCCGCUACAACGAAUUCGAGGGCCCCGUGCCCUCGCAACUCUUCAACAGCAACAACCUCGACGCCAUAUUCAUCAACAACAACCGGCUCACCUCCGUAAUCCCAUCCUCCCUCGGCUCCUCCUCCGCCUCCGUCGUCGUCUUCGCCAACAACAACUUCUCCGGCUGUCUCCCCCGAUCAAUCGUGAAAUUCGCGGACACGUUAGAAGAGCUUCUCUUGAUAAACAGCAGCAUCUCCGGGUGCCUUCCCGUGGAGCUAGGGUUUCUCUACAAGCUGCGCGUCCUCGACGUGAGCCAAAACGACAUCGUGGGGGAGAUUCCGUACAGUCUCGCGGGGCUGGCGCGGCUGGAGCAGCUCAACGUGGGGCACAACCGGCUGACGGGGGCAGUGCCGGAGGGGAUAUGCGCGCUGCCGAAUUUGUCGAAUUUCACGUUCUCUUACAACUUUUUGUGUGAGGAGGAGGGGAUUUGUGGGAAUUUGACGGCGAGGGGGGUUGCUUACGAUGACCGGAGGAAUUGCUUGCCGGAGAAGCCGAGGCAGCGGAGCAAGAAGGAGUGUGACGCGGUGGAGCCGGUGGAGUGUGUGGAGGGGGAGUGUGGGGUGAAGGCUGGUGUUUCUGCAAGUUCACCGCCGCCGCGUUAGGUUUGGCGGCGGUGGUGUGAUAAUAACGGGGUGGCUUGGAAGCAUCUGGAAAGUUCCUCUGUGUAUAUAGUUUAGUGUAGUGUGUGUGGAAAUUGGAAGUAGUUCUUUUUAUAAUGUCGUGUGAGUAAUUGUGGAUCUUUUUGUGUAGUGUUUACUUUUUUUUAUAAUGUUGUGUGAGUAGUGUUUACUAUGCUUGUGUUUGAUAAAUGAAUAAAAUUAUUGAUUGUAUGAGUA
Molecule: messenger RNA, 1431 nt
Organism: Salvia hispanica
Lineage: Eukaryota; Viridiplantae; Streptophyta; Magnoliopsida; Lamiales; Lamiaceae
Product: Leucine-rich repeat (LRR) family protein
Molecular function (GO): protein binding
Source: RefSeq, a predicted model, not a curated record